GACAGACAAAUGGACGAACGUGCGGACCUACGGGCGCCCUCCCUCGCCCAAUCCCACCGUAACGCUCACCACAGUUGCUUCGAUUCGACGUAAACGCAACGAAAGCGAAGAACUAUCGUCACCGUUUGUCGAGAACUGAAAUUUCGCUCGCGGCAAACGCGUGCGAAACUGACAAGCCAACGGUAAAUGAGCGACAAGCAAUCGACACUCGACGAUUUAUCGGCCACUUGACGUCGCGCAGGACCGCCAGAUCUAUUGUGGGCAGAUCUCGGCCCCUAAACUUCUCCACGCAUGUAAAAGGGACGCUGCGUGGCGAGGUUGACGUCGCGCGCCGGAUUACACUUCAUUCUGCAAGACCGGAUAAAGUGAAAAAAAUUCUGAAAUUUGCGGAAAAUUUGACGAAAAGGAACGACAAUCAAGGCGGAAAUUUAAUACUGUGUAGCGUUGCUUAGAGAUAAAUCUAGAGCUAUAAGCAUCAUGGCUUAACGAAAAAUUGCAUCCUGUCCAGACAGCUAAAACGAAAGCUUGAUAUUGACAGUGGCUGCUUUGGGACGUAGACUGUGCUUGUGAUUCAAGAUGAACAGAAAGAGACACAGGCUGUGUUUGUGAAGACGAAAAGUGGCUCACGCGUUAAUUCUCGAAGUUCUCUCUGGUUGAUGAAGCUCUGUUGUACCAGAGUCUUGUCUUGGAUGUUAGUGCAGUUUCUUUGCAGUAUAACGGAAUUACAACAUGAAUGUUAGUUUCGUAUUCGAGCAAAGGUGAGGUCGUGCGUGUAGCUGUGAGUGAUACCUUACCGCAAUAAAAAUGAACGAUCAGGAAACUUCCACCCAAUGUGCGAUAGCUUUUCCCACGAGGAUCUACUUAUUAGAGGUGUAGCUCGAUGUGAUACGUUCUGCUUUAGAAGAAAAAGGAUAUACACUCAGCAUUCUCCCAAACGAUUUUUUCCACAUACGACGCUACGAAUUUAACUUCCACUGCGUUCCAAGACUAGGCUGUUGGCCGAAAAUCUGUCCGCUGAUUAUCAGCCGCCGGUAGCGUCUUCCUCGUUACUGAAGCACCAUGAGCUUCGAAACCGAGCCUCCGAUAGCGGGGUCGGACGAGAGCGGACUUUUGUCCAGUGCUAGUGUGCCAAUAGCGUCGCUAGCGGAAACAAGUGGCGGUUCGAUCAACUCGUCCGUUCUCGAAAUGUUCGAAAUGAUUCCGGCCUCGAUGAUGCCAAACCUGUCGAACAUUAGCGCCGCUCAGUGGAGCUCAGUGCAUCGCCUGCUAAUGGGAAAUCGCUCGGACGACAAGCCCGCCGAAGAGAAGUUCGAGGAAGAAACCCAUCAGCUAGCGGCACCAAUACUCUUCCUUUUUCUCAGCUUCAUGUUUGGUGCGUUCGUUCGGUUCUCGAUGAAGCGUUUGCAGAUUAAUCUGCCGUACACAGUCGUACUAUUCGUUUGUGGAGCCUUUGUUGGCUUAGCUUCGCACGCUUACCCUGAAGUAUUCCAGCUUUACACAAAGCCCGCAUCCAUUGAUCCGAAGAUUCUGCUUCACGUUUUCCUACCGAUCCUUAUCUUCGAAAGUGCAUUUGCCAUGGACGCCCACGUUUUCAUUAAGUGUUUCUCUCAGUGCCUAAUUAUGGCCGUGCCAGGAUUAAUUAUAUGCGCAAGUCUAACGGCGUUCAUGUCUAUGAACCUGUUUCAUGCGUACAACGCCUGGUCGUGGCAUUACGCCUUUCUUUUUGGAGCCAUCCUUUCGGCCACUGAUCCAGUUGCAGUCGUAGCCCUUCUCAGGGAUAUUGGCACUUCGAAAGUUCUCACCACAAUCAUCGACGGCGAAGCGCUGCUUAAUGAUGGCUCGGCAAUCGUCAUCUAUGAAGUCCUUCUUGCGAUGCUCAUACCAGGAAAUGAAAUGAACGCUGGCGGAGUUGUUCUCAUGUUCUGCCGAAUAUCUAUUGGAGGUCCUGUGCUUGGCUAUGUUAUGGGAAAAGUGACAAUUUUCCUUUUGGCAAAGGUAUUCAACGAUUCGGUAAUCGAGAUUACCAUAACGAUCUCGUCGGCUUACAUCGCAUAUUAUCUGGCAGAAAUAACGUUUCACGUAAGCGGAGUUCUGGCUGUUGUCGCACUUGGAACGGUACUGAGCGCCAACAAAGUUGCCAUUAGCCCCGAAGUUGAAGAAUUUGUGCAUAGUUUCUGGGAGAUGAUGUCAUAUUUAGCGAACACUCUUAUCUUCAUUAUCGUUGGGGUGCUCAUCACCGAGCAAGCUCUUCGUUAUAUUGAACAAAACGACCUAUUUCUCAUACUUGUAACCUACAUCGCGGUCACUGUGUUCCGAUUCUUCAUGAUCGGGGUGCUCUCACCAUUCCUGUGUCGCCUGGGUUAUGGACUUCAAUGGCAGGACGCUGUCGUCAUGACUUGGGGAGGUCUACGAGGCGCUGUUGGUCUGGCGUUAGCUUUGUCAGUUGCGCGCAAUCCAUACAUCGAGCACCCGGAGGUUGGCCAUAAGAUUUUGAUUCAUGUAAGCGGUAUCGUCAUGCUGACUUUACUCGUAAAUGCUACGACGACAAACAUGCUACUUCGUGUUCUUGGUAUGAACGCAUUGUCCUCCUGGAAACGCGCCAACAUGAGAAAUGCUGUCAAUUUAAUAACUGACGUACAAUAUCGAGCGGUGGAUGUCACUAAAGAUGACGUAUUUCUCGGCGACGCCGACUGGACGUACGUUAAAAACUACAUCGAAAUCUGUGAUCCCUAUGAGGAGAAGGAGAUACAGGAGUCGUCGGAGAAGAGUUUCAAAAUGGCGAAAAAGCGACGUUCGCAAUCAAUCAUGUUGCGCCAGGCAGAUCUGCCUCAACAGCAUCUUUGCGCCGACUGCGCCGAUAAACACUUAUGCUUUCCAUCGCUGCAGGACCAUGAAGACCUACUUAAUGAAGCACGUCUCCGACUUAUUAACGUUCAAAAGGUCAACUACUGGCAUCAAUUCGAAAAGGGUCUCCUACUGCGCGAAAGUGUUCUAACUCUUGUACGGGCAGCAGAUGUUGUUGCCGAUAAACCUGGUGCCUUCUUGACUGUAUCUGAUCUUCGAUCCAAUUGGGAGAUUCACGGUGUGCAUCGAUGGCUGCAAACGCACUUUGUCAACAAGAUCCAGGCUUGGAAUGAAAGCAUGCGGAACUCUUCGGAAAGUAAACCCCUUAGUAGACGCUAUCAUCGAGUUGUUGCUGAUCCGUAUUUCCGUUUCUUCACGUCGCUGGUUGUUCUCGUCGAUAUGAUCUGCUCCGUUAUCGAAUUCAUUCUACGAUUGCAUCGGGAGCCUGAAAACCUGACGGUGCGAAUCUUGCGCUUUACUAACGUCGCAUUUGUGGCUUUCUACGCUGCCGAAGCUAUUUUAAAGAUGUUAACGUAUGGAUUCAAGCCGUUCUUUUCGACACGCUGGAAUCGAAUGGAUUUCCUUCUUCUGAUAGUCUCCGUUAUGGCGGCGUGCCUGGAGAUGGUGAUCGAAUUGCUUGGCACGUUCCGUAAUUCUCCGUAUGCCCUACUCAUUCGGUUCAGUCGACUUCUCCGUCUCCUAAACCUCAAUAGACUUCUCCGAAUUCUUCUGCCGAUAGGAAACAAAAUCGCUCGUUGGGUUAACGAUAAAAUUAAUGAGAGGAUAACAGCCGGAUACGACAUUGGCAGAGGGUUCGAACUUGGCCAGCUUGAAGUGAGUCGAGUUGUCGACCGGAUCGUUCAUUACAAACCGAUAGCAGAAAGACUUCAACAGAUAUGUAAUGAAAGCCGUCUUGAUAUGGUGCGUGAAUUAGCCUACCUCCAAGACCGCUAUCCUGAUAUCGCAGUAGCUGUAAAAACCCGCCGAGCUGCUCGUCACAUACUUAAUACGUCUCGCAGUGAACUAAAUGACUUGAAAAAGGGAGGCCUUCUAGACGAUACCGUGUACCAAACUCUGCAUCGGAAGAUACAGAUGAAAAUGAUGCAUUUACGGUGCGCACCAUCACGUAUGGAUCCACGACCGGCAGUUCAAACCCUAAAGAACUUGAGUUGGAUAGCAGGUAAUGAGGAGACUUUCAGGUUCUUCAGGGAGAACGUCACACUUCGCCACCUAAUGGCUGGCACGACACUGUGUCGACAGGGCGAUAUAUCUGAUGGAUUGUAUCUUAUUAUCGUAGGAGUUGCUAAGGAGGAAGGCCAAGUGCAGUUGGACCGUAUCAAUGGAGGCCUUCCAGUCAUCGAUUCCUACCACUGGUUCUCGUCUGAUGCUACUCACUCAGCUAACCCUUCCCAGUUAAAAGAUAUUCUAACAACAGGAAGCUGCAUCGGAGAGAUCAGUUAUCUAACGAAAAGGCCCCGAGAUACAAACGUGAUCUGUGAAACCGACGUUAAGGUUUACCACAUCAAGGGUCAGGUUUUGGAUGCAGCGUUUCUGUUUCAGUCGGGUGUUCAAGGGAAAUUCGUUCGCUCGGUAGCAUUACGUAUUUCUCGAGAAAUUCUGUCGAUGGAGGCAAAAUGCGAGGACUGGACGACGAACAAAAUCAUGUUACACCUCGACGAGGCCAUCGUUCACGACCUUUCCUCGCAGAAGAUAUUCAACGUUCUGCCGGGUACAGAGGACGUCAUUCUAGUGCAGGGCUGCGCAUCCGAUGGAUCUGGCAACGGCGAUACGUACUGCGGGCCCUGUUACGUGCCGAAAACGGUCACUUCGCUUAAGUUUGAUAUGAUUGCGGCACAUCUGCCGAUUUUGGUAACUGUGGGCGGUACAGAAACCGAAGAGGGUACGCCCGGAACAGGCAAUCCCCACUUACACGGCGGGCCGCAUGGACUUUUCUUUUCGAGUGGAUGGGCUGAAAAAGUGCGGCACCUAUCCGUCUCAUCACAGUUCGGCAAAGGACAUUAUCGGGGUGGAGAGCUGGGGGAAAUAGUCCGAAAGCGCUCGUUUUCCGAGCAUUCCACCAGUACGCGUCACCUCGUGGCAGCCCGUUCGAAGACCCUGGGCGCCCCUGCUUCACUCCCACUUAGCGCGGCAGAGCUCGAGUUAUGUGAACGUGCUGAAUCUGUCGCUGAACUGCCGAAACACAACAUGCCGUGGAUGGUAAGUGGCAGUCUUCGAGGGAGGUUCAAUAUGGCUGAUACGAUGCACCCCAUCUCUGCUCCGUCUACAGCAACAACAGAGGAGGACGGCAAGCAAAUCGGCCGUCGGGACCACAUCAAUCACGGAUUCGAACCAGACUCAUGCAGUAUUGUCUUUAAUUCGGAAGACGAGACGGAGAGUGGUGAAGCAAAUAUUUUGAACGAUGUCGGAAAUAUUGAUGAAGACGCCAAGUCUGAAACACUGUCCCAGCGCUUGUAGUUAGCGGAAGACAGCAGCCGGGUGGUUGGAGUGGCAAGAAUAUGGCAUCUACUGCGCCGAAACCAAAGCCAGAACCACGUCGCCCUUGAAGAAACAAACUGACGACUUAACUCUUCGUUUUACUGGAAGAUCUACAGGGAGAUACUGCCCACCUGUUUCAAUGCCAGCAGGCGAUAGAAUCGUCGACCCUUGCGUCCCUUAUCGCGUAAAUCAAUCCGCAUUCUCCAUAAACGCGCUGUACAAGCAGGGGAAUACGGCAGUCCUGUUGAUGCGGCGUUCAAAAUCACGUGGUAGAUUGGAGUGAUCUAUUAAUAAAGAAGCUGACCCAGACAACCUGAAGGGGCCGAGGAAUCAAUACGCUGAGAUAAGCUGGCCAAUCGAGUUAACUGAUCGCAUGUCAGAUAAAAUAUAGAAGCAAUUAAUUAAUUAUCAUCUGUUUGUUAGAUAAAAUAUAGUAGAUAGGUAAUAAUAGUUGUUCGUUAUAAUCAUUAUUAUUUUGUCACAUAUGUAAGGAAUUCAGAUAUUGCCUCUAUUGAUAUUUCUCUGUGAAUAUAUCGAUUUGCACUUAAUCCUAAUUGUGCCGAGCAGCAUCUUCAGCUUUAUUCAACAUGAUGGAGCUAAAGAGCCACUUAUGAUAGCGGUAUGCUACAUCAUAAUGUGCGAUAGUGAUGAUCACUUCAUUUUUCCUCAUAUCAUGAUUUUGCUAUCAUCAAGGACAAUAAACAGUCUUCAAUAAACAUGUUUCUCGAAUCGAGCAUCACCGUGUCGAGACGAACGUAUCGUAAUGUUAAACUAUCGUUCUUUGUUAAUGUUGAUGUUCUUCGAAAUGACCACUUUAUAGCCCCUUCUAAUAUGUUAGUCUUUGAUAGACUAUAUAUAUAUAUAUAUAUAUAUAUAUAUAUAUAUAUGAAAGGAUAAAUGUUUUUUUUGUAUUAGUUUAAUAUAUCUUGUGCGGUCGUGCUAUGAUGAUCUUAUGUUUUGAAUUGCCUGUGUGACAACUGAGUGCUGAUGACUGAAUGGCCAUUUAUUGAUCGCACACAUGACGCUGUGUCCAAAGUUUCAAGCAAACAAUGUAAUGAUGACUGAAAUCAGGCGAAGUAAGAUAGAUGAGAAUCUAUUUGUCGUGAUGAUGUGAAACUCUGUAUGAUGUUUUGUCAGGUUUAUAGAAAUCCAAAGGUAUCCAGGACCUAGGCACAUGGCAUCGGAUGUCUGACUCCGAUACAUGACAGAGGGUCGUGUGUACGCUUAUAAAGGAUGAACUUUGUGGGAGGUUCACGCUUAACUUGAACCGAUAAGCGGCACCUCUAAUCGCUGACGCUAUUAUCAUUAUAUAUGUGUAAGAAAAUCGGUCAGAAUAGAUGCGCGAAUGAUGACUAGUGGUUUAAGUUCUGGUUCAACAGCCGCUCGAGUUAUUGACCCUCGAUGAAGAAUGAUAUAUUAGUUACCACAUCUACAUGUGUUUCAAGAUAAAGCCUAUUUUUCUAGUUAGUCUAUUGAUUCUUGAUUUUCUGCGAACGUGAAGACUACGAGUCUACUAAAAGGCGAAAGCUCUUCAGAUUGUCAUUUAACACCUGUUGAUCGUUCGUAGGUAACCAGCCGUUUACUGUGGUGGUGGUGGUGGGAAAAAGGACUUAAAAUAGAGUAAAUAUUAUGAUGGUUCAUAUUCCAACACAACUUUACGUACGGCCUGCGAGCACCAAUGUUUCCAGCACAUUUUGCCGUUUAACUUUCAAAAUAUUCAAUUUAAUGUGAUGUUUCUCUAGCGUACUUAUAGCGGCACUUAGCAACUGCAACGGCAAGAAAGUUACUAUUUCGUAAAUUGCAAGCCUAUUCGCUAUGUACCUACUGAAUAAUGUAACAUGGCUGUGGAGUGCUGUUACUUUAUCUAUAGGCAAAUAGAUUGGUUCGAUCUCAGUAGCUCUUUCGUCGACGCGGCACUGAGCUGAAAAUGGAGAGAAAACGAACGACAUCUCUUCUAUCGACCGGCACGGAAUGACAUAAGUUACGUACGUUUGACCAAUUUCGUAAUUGCAUUUAUUAGGGAGGAACAUCUUUUUUGUGUUGGUCAAGGGACCAGGCAAAUUCAACAUGUAAGCAAUUGUUAUUUAAGUUUUAGAGUUUCAUCGACAUUGAAGGUGUUGAAGCGAUGUGUUGUUGCAGCAAAACGUACCGCGGACGGCAGCCAUUGUAUAUACGUAUAUUGCGUGAGUAAGAGUCGAAGCUUUCACAGUCUCCUAAUAUUACUACUAUUAUUUAUUUGUAUCAAUUAUUUUAUUUACGUACGUGCAUCUUAACAGAGCAACACGAGGACGGUGCUGAUAGUAAAAACUCGCGUCCAUGAAUCGGACGAAACUAUAGGAAGCAUGCACUGCUAGCAUGUGUUAUUUUACAGAUUAAUAUAAUACAUAGAAAAUAAAUAUAAACAUAUAUAAUAUGUAGAAAAACGCCUACUACAACUAGUAAUAGUAUGCUCUGAUAUAGGCCAGCAACGCUCCUUCAUUGACCGGCAUUUUCCCGCCCCUGGAUGGGAUCAUUGUUGGUUUAAUAUGUCCGUGACAAAUGACAGUGACUAUCUCAUGUAACGGAAAUCCGUCCAGAUGUAAUGACUGUUGCCACUGAUCAACAAGGAAAAGGAUGAUUUAAACCAUUUCUUAAUUACCAUUGUUGCCAAUCUGUAUUGUUCUAUGGCUGUAUAGGUAUUGACAUGACCAAUAAAUUAAACCAUUGUAAUACAUUGACAUACUGUAACGGCCAACGGUGCCG
Molecule: messenger RNA, 8082 nt
Organism: Varroa destructor (honeybee mite)
Lineage: Eukaryota; Metazoa; Arthropoda; Arachnida; Mesostigmata; Varroidae
Product: sperm-specific sodium:proton exchanger-like
Biological process (GO): regulation of intracellular pH; potassium ion transmembrane transport; proton transmembrane transport
Cellular component (GO): plasma membrane
Molecular function (GO): sodium:proton antiporter activity; monoatomic ion channel activity; potassium:proton antiporter activity
Source: RefSeq, a predicted model, not a curated record